This is a messenger RNA of Coregonus clupeaformis (lake whitefish), 1758 nucleotides long. It is a transcript of the gene draxina, whose product is annotated as dorsal inhibitory axon guidance protein a. The record is from RefSeq and is a predicted model, not a curated record. The transcript is spliced from 8 exons. Bases 597 to 1745 code for a protein of 382 amino acids. Gene Ontology annotation, biological process: axon guidance; Wnt signaling pathway. Gene Ontology annotation, cellular component: extracellular region. Lineage: Eukaryota; Metazoa; Chordata; Actinopteri; Salmoniformes; Salmonidae.
GUCUCUUUGUCUCUCCCUUGUCUUUCUCUCUCCUCUCAGUGGGACGUCUGUAGCUCUGUUCUCCUGGUGCUGUUUGUGUCUCAGAGCGUUGCUGGAACGUGUUUCUCUCUGCUCUGUGGGUAUCUGGAGGAGGUUGCCCCGCUGUGAGUGUGUGUGUGUGCACUGAGCAUGCUCUACGGGAAGAUCAGGGCCACAUUGCGGGAUGUCUGUGAUGUUGCUGUGCAACCGUGGCAAUGUUCGAUCUCGCACCACAUCUGUUGUACCUGCAACGAAAUUGCCACAGAAUCAGUUUGUGCCUCUCUGCGUCGGCUCACUUGCUGACAGAUGGGCCUUCCUUAUGGCUCUUAUCACACUGAGCAGUUUCCAGGGGCUCAGCGGAUAAUGCUGCACACUCAGAGCUGCAAAGCUCCCAGUUGAUGUCUGUUGUUCUCCAGUGAGCCGUAUGUGACGGGGACAGGGACCAGAGUCCACCUGAGCCCAGCCACCCCCUCCCUUCCUGACUUCCCAUUGUCCUCUCACUGUCACAUUACACAGAAGGCACACACUCUGCAACCUGAUGGAACACUGCUAAUCAGCAGGUGGCGCUGUGUUUAUAGAUGAUGUCUUCCACCUGGUGUCUGUCUCUGGUUCUCCUGGUCUCCAUUCUGGCCAUUUCACACAACGCCGAGCCCGGCUCCACACAUGCCAAGAGGAGACUGGCACAGCCCUCGCCAGGCAGUGGCAAUGCCCUCCAAUACCCUGAUCAGGGCUUCCAGAGUCACGGGCAUGGGCACGGCAGGGAGCGUGGAGGGGGGCAUGGGGGCCAGGGGUCCCACGGUGCCAAAGCCAGUACUGGGGCUGGGCUUCUCUCCCGCAGGCCACUGCACCCUGCAGCUCGGCCUGAGGAUGAUGGGACGGGUCUGGAGGGCCUGAGCCCGGUGAGACUGGAGAUGGGUCCUGUGGGCAGGGAGCAGGAGAAGACUCACGGGGGCUUCAGGAAUCCGUCUCAUGCCCGGGACAACCACCCUCUGGGGCCACGCAAGGGGAGAGGCCAUGGACAUGGGCACCACUUUGACCACAGGAGACAUGGAGGUCGGAGAGAUAAGGGUCGGCUCACUAAAGGUUUUCUCCCUGUGCCUGAGCUAGGCUCUGUUCUGAAGAACAGGGAUAUGUCUGAAGAGGGAUCUGUCUCCUCCGCUGCUGCAGCCGCCUCCCCCUCUCACAGAUUGACCCCGCCCACUGAACCCCCCUCCCCCAUCUCCGCCGUCUUCGGCUCCGGCUCCUAUGCGGUUACCACGGUGAUGAGCGAGCAUCCCCCAACACUGCCCCCAGCCUCCACCAAACCCCAGAAGUCUGGCCAGGGGAAGAUGCAAGGAGAGGUGAUGCCCACUCUGGACAUGACUCUGUUUGACUGGACAGACUACGAGGACAUGAAGCCAGUGGACGCCUGGCCAUCCUCCAGGAAGAAAGACAAGCGGCGCAGUAAGAACCUGAGCAGUGGCAACGUGACGGUGGACGCUGAUGCCAUCGAGCCAUGUGACCACCAUCUGGACUGCCUCUCAGGCUCCUGCUGUGACCUGAGACAACACGAGUGCAAGCCUCACAACCGGGGCCUCAACAACAAGUGCUAUGACGACUGCAUGUGCGAGGAAGGGUUCCGUUGCUAUGCCAAGUUCCACCGGAAGCGUCGUGUGACCAGGCGAAGGGGCCGCUGCGUGGUGCCAGAGUCAGCCAACAGUGACCAGGGUGCCUUCAUCACAGUGUGAGGGGCGACAGACA